Oncorhynchus kisutch (coho salmon) is the source of this 1471-nucleotide messenger RNA. RefSeq names its product 5-hydroxytryptamine receptor 3A-like. The transcript is spliced from 6 exons. Gene Ontology annotation, biological process: monoatomic ion transmembrane transport. The record is from RefSeq and is a predicted model, not a curated record. Gene Ontology annotation, molecular function: extracellular ligand-gated monoatomic ion channel activity; transmembrane signaling receptor activity. Lineage: Eukaryota; Metazoa; Chordata; Actinopteri; Salmoniformes; Salmonidae. The coding region runs from base 1 to 1272 and encodes 423 amino acids. Gene Ontology annotation, cellular component: membrane.
AUGGUUACCAUUGUUUCCCCAGCGCCAUGCCUGAGAUGUAAGAUAGUGGUGAACUGCACCAACCCCAACACCAUAUCCCUUCUGGCCGCCCUGGAGAACGUCAUGAAGUUGUACUCCAUACGACCUGUCAUGAACCUCUCAACCCCCACCAACAUCAGCAUGUACUUCACUCUCUACGGCAUCCUGGGUGUGGUAAGGAGUAGUAGGACAGCAUGUAUGGAUGAAAACAGAGCUCCCAUCGUCCCUUAUGUGUACAUUAAGCACACUGGUAUAGUGCGAGACGCCAACCCUGUCAGAGUGGUUAGCUCCUGUAACCUGGAGAUCUACACCUUCCCCUUUGACGUCCAGAACUGCACCUUCACCUUCAGAUCCUACAUCCACCACGUGUCGGACAUAAGGAUUAUUUUAGGGAAGAAGGUGGAGGACAUCCUGAAACGCUCCAUUAGCGUGUUGUCCACUGAAGGGGAGUGGGAGCUGAUGGACAUCAAAUCCAGCAAGUUCAAGUUAUCAACAUUCAAUCAGGGAGAAAGCAACCCCUAUGAUGAGCUUUGCUUCUAUAUUGUCCUGAGGCGCAGAGCAACCCUCUACGUGGUGAACCUCCUGAUCCCCAGCUGCUUUCUCAUCACUGUGGAUCUCUUCAGCUUCCUGCUGCCUCCCCAGAACGUGGACCGCUCCUCCUUCAAGAUGACCCUAAUUUUGGGCUACUCCGUCUUCCUGCUCAUCGUGAAUGACCUUCUGCCCGUCACAGGAAGCACCAUUCCACUGAUAAAUGUGUUCUUCGCCAUCUGCUUGGCUCUGAUGGUGGCCAGCCUGCUGGAGACUAUUCUCAUCACCAACCUUCUGGUCGCCCCCUGUAACUUCCACCCAGUGCCUGGCUGGGUCCGAGUCCUCGUCCUGCGCUUCAUGGGCACCCUCGUCUGGCUGCCUCAGAAAUCCAGAGAGGACAAGAUCAUCCUCAAUCCAGUUGCAAGAGAAACAGACGUGAAAGUCUGCCCUCUAGUGUUGGUGGAGAGACAGGUUCAAACAGGAGAACCAGGUAAGAUGUGGGCAGAGGCAGACGAUCCAGCCCUGGUGGAGCUGAGGAAUCUGGGCAAUGAGCUCCAGUCCAUCCGCCUCCAGGUGGCCCAGCAUGUGGACGGGAACCAGAUCUCCCAGGACUGGAUGCAGGUGGGCUACAUCAUAGACCGGCUGCUGUUUGGCGUCUACUGCAUCUUCAUCACCUUCAGCUUCAUCGUCAUCCUCAGCAUCUGUAGUAAUUCGUACAACCAGUGAUGGUUAAAAAAACUAGGUGGUGAAACACCAUUCGUUGUGAAUAAAGUAACGCUCCCUAUAUGUUCUUCGCAUUUUUCCACGAUCGGUGGCUAAAUGUUUGCGUAAAAUACAAAAUGUGUGGAAAUAGUGCUUACCCUCCACUACACCACCGUGUACAAGACUUAAGAGUCUCCCGUGUUGUCAACUGCUGUUUAGAAUU